AUGACCGACCUAACGGAUGAUGAUCUUCUCGAUUCUUUUACCGGUACCGCUGAGCUGCCCGCCGAUGAGAAUGAGUUGCUCGCUGAUCUAAAAGAGGAGCCUGAUGACCUGUUCGACGAAGCCCUGGGCGAAGAGCAGAAUGGCAAAGUCGAACCGGCAAAGCCUGUUGUCGCUCCCGUCGUGAAGGAAGAAGUCUCGGCGAGCGCCACCCGCAGUCUUUCGUCGACAAACGGCUCGAUGACUCGCAAAUCAGAGAGGAGCGGAGAGCGCAAAUACUGUUGCUACGUGGGCAACAUCACCUGGUGGACCACGGACGCUGAUCUCAGACAGGCGAUUGUUGAGAUGGACUUGGAGCCCGACCUCGUUGAUAUGAAGUUUUUUGAGAACCGCACAAACGGCUCAAGCAAGGGCUACGCUUUGAUGGUGUUCCACUCAGAAGAUUCGGUCACCAAGCUGACUGAAGGGCUUCCGAAACGUACGAUUCACAACCAGCAACCGAUGGUGCUUCCCUACACCAAGCAGUCAUUGGCCAGGCUUGAGGAGGCUUCUAUGAAGACUAUGUCGUCCGACGGCAAACGCAGGCAGGGCGGCGAAAUUCUCAACCUGGGGACCAUCCGUAUUGGCCCGAGCAUGAACCAGAUGAACCGAGGGCCCACGAUGGGUGGCAAUAUUGUGCCGACGGUCAAAUUGACUUUGCCUACCUUGAUGGGAGGUCGUCCUCCGGGUGUCCCAGCUCCUCAGCCAUUGAUGUCUUUGGUGACCGGGCCGCCAGUCGCCCCUCCACCGCAAGGGCCCCCUCGUCCGCUGAUGAACACCAACUACCAGCAGCAGCAGCCCAGUAUGCCCCAGAUGAACAUGCAGAUGCAGCCGCCAAUGAUGACAAAUACAGCUCCGCCGGGUAUGAGCGCUCCGCCGCCUCUAAUUCCAAACAUGCGCCCACCCGGCAUGCAGGUCAACCAGCAGCCACCAGGAAUGAUGCAAAUGCAGCAAAUGCCGCAAAUGGGCCAAAUGGGUCAGAUGAACCAGAUGCCACCGAUGGCCCAGAUGGGGAUGCAGAACCUGGGCGCUGUCCGGAUCGGCUUACCCUCCAAUGGACCGCCUGGAAUCAUGCCCGGAGCUCACAUCAACCCGCAGGUCUACCCCGGCUACCAGCAAAUGGGAAUGCAGCAACAUCCUAUGAUGCAGCGUCCUGGUGCGUUUUCAGAAGGCCCAACGAAUGAUGCCGAGUUUGAGGAGAUUAUGAGCAGAAACCGGACCGUGUCCAGCUCGGCCAUCAGCAGAGCGGUGUCCGACGCCUCGAGCGGUGACAUUGAAGGUGCCAUCGAAACGCUGCUCACCGCAAUUUCGCUCAUCAAAAGUUCAAAGGUUUCCUACGACGACCGUUGCAAGCAGCUUGUUACUUCGCUUCAGGAUACACUCGCCGGCAUAGAGACAAAGGGUAGCAGCCGUCUCGUGACCGUAAGCGCUAUCGUCGUUCGCGUAGCCGCAGCAGGGACUACCGUCGUCAUUGAUUCUUGUGCUAUCGAUUGUGUCGUCGAGCUAAACAUGUGCCGGUUCCUUUCCCUUCUUUCUCCACGCCCAUCACUCACUCCAUUACGUCGGCCCACGCAUCUCAGCGCCAGU
This is a messenger RNA of Mesorhabditis spiculigera, 1623 nucleotides long. Lineage: Eukaryota; Metazoa; Nematoda; Chromadorea; Rhabditida; Rhabditidae. The record is from the annotation of a GenBank genome assembly.